AUGGUCAUCCCUUCUGAUUCGCAGGAGCAUAUCAGUCAAGCCAAUGCGUACAAUAAUGGCGCUGCUACUCCGAGCUUGACGAUUGACUACACGAUAAGACCUAAGCAGCCAUUCUUUUUCCUCAAGCCACCGUCAUCAAUUCUACCACCAGGGUGUGGCCCAGUUCUACGUCCAAAAGGCACCGUUCUUCACUAUGAACUCGAGCUCGGGCUUGUUAUCGGUAAAGAAGUUCAUGAUCUUGAUCUGGAGGAUCAUCAAGCUGCUUUGGAUUCAAUCGAUUGUUACAUAGCAGGCAUAGAUAUGACAAGCCGAAACAUCCAGGAUGAGGCUAAAAGGAAGGGUCUCCCCUGGUCCAUCGCAAAAGGAUUUGACACAUUCCUUCCUAUUUCGGAGCCCAUUCCGAAAUAUCGUAUUCCUGACCCCCAUGACGUUUCUUUGAGACUAUGGGUAGACCAGGAACUGCGUCAAUCGGACUCAACAAACUUGAUGCUCUUCCAAAUUCCUAGGCAGUUAGCAGAUAUUUCUCGUGUCAUGACUUUGGAACCUGGAGAUAUCGUUUUGACAGGAACUCCAAAAGGGGUAGGGGAGGUUAAGCCGGGCCACGUGAUGAAAUGCGAAAUUGAGGUUAACGGUCAAGUCCUUGAGGAAGCUAGGAUUGAAGUAGAAGUCCAAGAUGGCGAGGGAAAUUUUGUAUUUCAGGAGACUUGA
This is a messenger RNA of Talaromyces rugulosus, 708 nucleotides long. RefSeq lists its product as uncharacterized. The transcript is spliced from 3 exons. Bases 1 to 708 code for a protein of 235 amino acids. The record is from RefSeq and is a predicted model, not a curated record. Gene Ontology annotation, molecular function: acetylpyruvate hydrolase activity. Lineage: Eukaryota; Fungi; Ascomycota; Eurotiomycetes; Eurotiales; Trichocomaceae. Gene Ontology annotation, cellular component: mitochondrion.